Molecule: messenger RNA, 1348 nt
Organism: Verruconis gallopava
Lineage: Eukaryota; Fungi; Ascomycota; Dothideomycetes; Venturiales; Sympoventuriaceae
Exons: 3
Coding region: 225-1058 (277 amino acids)
Biological process (GO): fatty acid beta-oxidation
Cellular component (GO): peroxisomal matrix
Source: RefSeq, a predicted model, not a curated record
UGAUCCGCUCAUUCACAAUCGUAACAUGGUUUCAGUCAAAUAGAUUGUAGGUUCCACCUAUAUUCGUUCAUUUUUGUUGCCACCGUACGGUGUCUACGUGCAGCAAACUCACCUCGAGACGGCUGCUCCGUGUGUUUUGUGUUCCUUUUCAAGUCAGCUUCGCCUGUUCGCGUCACGUGUGUAGAAAUCCGAAAGAGGAAAAUACCUCGAUUCCAGCGGCAGUAAUGAAGAUGAACAAUUACAAGGACAUAAUAGUCGAGAUCAAGGGCCAGAUCGGCAUCAUAAAGUUCAACCGGCCCAAAUCAUUGAACUCAUUCGGCGGCAAGCUGAUCGUCGAGACGAUCGACGCCAUCAGAAAGCUAAAUGAGCACCCAGACACAGUCUUCACAGUUCUUACGGGAGAGGGUCGCUUUUUCUCUGCCGGCGCAGAUGUUCGGGGUGUCGCCGGUGCGGCGGCCAUGUCCUUUGACAACAUCGCGGAGAAGAAGAUUGGCUUCCUGAACAUGUUCACCUCAGGCCUCGAGAUCGUGCGGUCCAUCGUGGACCACGACAAGAUCUUCGUGCUUGCGCUGAACGGACCAGGCGUCGGUGCUGGCGGUGCCUGGUUCCAAGGUAUUGCCGACAUCGUCCUCGCCUCCAAGGAGGCCUAUCUGCAGAUACCCUUUUCCGCGCUCGGCCUCGUGCCGGAGAACGGCUCCGCGGUUGCGUUCGCGCAGCACAUGGGCGUGCACCGCGCCAACGAGUUCUUCAUGUUCGGCAAGAAGCUGACGGCGACCGAGCUGGAGACGUACGGUCUGGUCAACAAGGUGUUCCCCCACGAGGGGUUCCACGACGCUGUCAUCAAGUACCUGGAACAGCAGCUCGAGGUCAACGAUGGGAAGAGCAUGAUGGAAACGAAGAGGCUGCAGAACGCGCCGUUGCGCGACCAGCGCAUGCUCGCGGCGUAUAACGCGUUCGACGCGCUUGCAGAGCGCUUCGUAGCGGACGCGCCGGCGCUGAGAUUUGCGAAGAAGAGAGCGGAGUUGGAGGCGAAGAGCAAGGCAAAGUCGAAGAUCUGAGCCUUGGCACGUUGAGUCUGUAAACGAAUGCAUGCAGCAAUCAAAACGGGGCGUUCUGUUGUAUGACAGAUUGGCUUGCAGACGUAGAGUUCAAUUCGAAAGGUUAUAGACACGCAACGGCCGUUUAUUUUAUGGUCGGGCUGGAUAUGAUCUUUGCUGCUUUCACAUUCACCUUCACGACCAGGCUUACCGUGGUAGGAAAGCACCACAGGAAAGAAGGAAAAGGAUGGAAGCACCAUCAUCGAUACUCAAUCGUUAGCUAAUCGAACAUCUACAAUGUUAUAUAUACA